Molecule: messenger RNA, 942 nt
Organism: Cucumis sativus (cucumber)
Lineage: Eukaryota; Viridiplantae; Streptophyta; Magnoliopsida; Cucurbitales; Cucurbitaceae
Product: PLASMODESMATA CALLOSE-BINDING PROTEIN 5
Exons: 3
Coding region: 116-496 (126 amino acids)
Source: RefSeq, a predicted model, not a curated record
GGAUGAACAUAAGAAUCUAAACUUUCUCGAAGGCUGUGAAAUGAAGCCCUUAAAUUAAAGCUUUCUUCAAAUUUGGCCACUCACAUUUUCAAAACCCACACGCUGUGUAUUGUUGAUGAAGAAACAAAUGUCUUCCUCUACUCACCUCAUCAUUCUCUCUCUCUCUUUCCUCCUGCUUUUUAUCAUAACUCCAACCAUAUCAGGUGAUGUAUCGUUUGAUGAGGAGUGGUGCAUAGCUGAUGAGCAAGUUCCAGAUGACGAGUUGCAAAGAGCUCUUGAUUGGGCUUGUGGAAAAGGAGGAGCUGAUUGUAGAAAUAUUCAAAUGAAGCAACCUUGUUUUUACCCAAACACUGUUAGAGAUCAUGCUUCCUAUGCCUUCAACAGUUACUACCAAAAGUUUAAGCACAAGGGAGCCACUUGCUAUUUCAAUUCAGCUGCCAUGGUCACUUCUCUUGAUCCUAGUCAUGGUUCAUGCAAGUUUGAGUAUGUUCCUUGAAGAAGAGCAUAUUUAUAUAUAUAAUUAAUUGAUGGAUCAAAGAUGGUCCCUGAUUAUAACUGGAGCUUCUUUUCAAAUUCCAUUCUUGAUUUUCUACUUUGGAUGUGAAAGCAUUGUUUUCCCAUUUUCAAAUUUUAAGGUAGGAUGGUUGCCUUAAUAUUUUAGAACCUAAGGUUUAUUAAUUAAUCAAUCAAUGGAAGUAUGGAUGUUUGAUUUUGUCUUUUAAUUUAUGAUGAUGAAAUAUUCAAUCCAAGUUUGAAGAGUCCACACACUUCAUGUAUUGAUUGAGUUUCAGAUACGUGCUUCCCCUAAACUAUGACAAUGAGGGAGUGAGAUAAAAGAUUGUGUGAUCACCUGUACGAAUUUGGAGUAUAACCAAUGUUGUGAUGGAAGGUUAUGGCACACUAUAAUGGUGAAUUUGAUUAACUAUCCAUAGGUUACAUGGA